AUGCUUGUUAUUUUAGGAUCUAUUAAACAUCACAACAGUAAUGAUGGCUAUAAUAUACGUCUUGGAUCAAUUAAAGAAUCAUUAGAUUCUGAACUAUUGUUGUUUCUGACAGAAUUUGAAAUUGGUAAUAUGUUAGAAAAGGAUAGAUUUUUAGAUGAAGAAAAUAAAGAAGUAGAAACAGGUUUAAUUCAUGAUAAUAUCUCUGAAUUAGCUGUUGAAAAACUACUAUAUUCACAUCAACAAAGGCUUACAGCACGUCAAAAUCUACUUGAUAAAUAUGAUUUUGCUACUUCUAAUUCUGAAAUUUAUAAUUCAAAUAAUGAUAACAUGUUUGAUGGCCGAUAUGUGAUAUUGUUAGCAAUUCAAUUACAAUUAUACAAAAAGUCAAUAGAAGAAAUUACUCAAAUAGAAUCUGGAGUUAUAGAAGCUGAAGAUUUAAUGAAAAAAAAUCUAGAAUAG
Messenger RNA from Racocetra fulgida, 459 nucleotides. Lineage: Eukaryota; Fungi; Glomeromycota; Glomeromycetes; Diversisporales; Gigasporaceae. The record is from the annotation of a GenBank genome assembly.